GUGGCCGAGGCUGCGAGUGGCUGGGGAGGGACUUUCUCAGGGACCUCGCGAGGAGUAUGUCGGGUCCUCCGGAGGCUGGCUUUGGUGCAGAAGGCACCGCCACCUCGGGAAGAUGACCCCUCUCCGGGCGACGUGGUCUUUUCCCUUCGCUAGGGGCAGAGCCUUGGGGGUCAGGGGCAACGUCUGACGGCAGAGCACGCAGAGGACCGAGCCCCCGAGAUCGCGCGUGUGGCAGCGUCUGACAGCUCGAUCUCCCAGCAAUCCAGCCCCGGCUUGUAGCAGUCAGCAAAACCAAACCUGCUGAGAUGGUGAUCGAGGCCUACAAUCACGGCCAGCGUACUUUCGGAGAAAACUACGUUCAGGAACUACUGGAAAAAGCAUCAAAUCCUAAAAUUCUGUCUUCAUGUCCUGAGAUCAAAUGGCACUUCAUCGGCCACCUGCAGAAACAAAAUGUCAACAAAUUGAUGGCUGUCCCCAACCUCUUCAUGCUGGAAACAGUGGAUUCUGUGAAACUGGCAGACAGAGUCAACAGUUCCUGGCAGAAAAGAGGUUCUCCGGAAAGGUUAAAGGUUAUGGUCCAGAUCAACACCAGUGGAGAGGAGAGUAAACAUGGCCUUGCACCCUCAGAAAUGCUAACCCUAGUGGAACACCUGAAUGCCAAGUGCCCCAGCCUGGAGUUCGUGGGGCUGAUGACCAUAGGAAGCUUCGGCCACGAUCUUAGUCAAGGACCAAAUCCAGACUUCCAGAUGCUGCGGUCCCUGCGGGAAGAGCUGUGUGAAAAGCUGUGCAUCCCUGCCGAUCAGGUGGAGCUAAGCAUGGGCAUGUCCGGGGACUUCCAGCACGCGAUUGAAGUUGGAUCGACAAACGUCCGAGUAGGGACCACCAUUUUCGGAGAGCGGGACUACUCCAAGAAGCCCGUCCAGGAUGAGACCACAGCAGAACUGAAGGCCCCAGUGGAGGUGACACAGGCGCACUGAGCCAAGGCCAGCCGGGGCGACUGGCUAUGCACGAAUGAAGUGUUCGUUGUGGCAGCCCCCACUUCACUGCCCAGCUGUUCCCUCCUGUGACCUGGACAGUUAUGGAUGGUCACAGGUGUCAGCUGAAGCCACCUGUGCUUAGUCUCUGACGUAGGAGGCCUGCUUCAGACAGUGGCUUUGGAUCAAGUUUGAGAACCCGGACUGUUCUGUAGAAACAGAUGCCAAGUCAGUAGCCAGGAUUCAAGUCCCAUGUUGAACUGCCCAGGAGCACUAACCAAUUCAUGAGGACCUUUCCCAGGUUGAAGUGUGGGUUGCUGGUGCCUAUAAUCUUUCCUGUUGGUCACCCAGUCUGCUAGUAAAUUCCCCACAGUGAUGGUCACCUUUGCAGCUCUGGAGCAAAGUGACUCCUUCCCCCAGUACACAUGGAAAGUGUUUCCUGCUAUGGAGCAGCAGUCAGUAACUUCCAGCCAUGACUCAAGUGACAGCUCCACACACAAAUUGUUACUAGUGACAGUUUGUGUCAUUGACCACUGUGACUGAAAUUUUAGGGGUGACACUUUGUAAGUAGGACUUUGGCCUUUCUGAUAUCCUCCUUAAGAGACAAGACUUUGAGCUCUUCCCUGGGGGACCCGCCAUGAUGGGAAUUUAAUGGUGUGAUGUCUUCUCCCGUAAGACCCCCCUUGCUGGUGAUUUAGCAGAGGCCAGUGAAAUCUCAUCCUCCCCAGCAGCGAGAGCCUUCAGAGCCCGGUCAGCCACAUGGUUUCAGCAAGGCGUCGCGCCACCAGCUUGGCUGAGGAGUGCUCUGUAGGCACGUUCACAGCCUCUGAGCUGUCUUUAUAAGCCACAGUUUCACAGCUCUUCUUGAUUGUUCGUUAAUAAAGUAGCAAGAUCUUCAAAGAUCAGAAAGCACAAUUCUCCAAGUCAAUAAGAGCUUCAGUGUAAGUUAUUUUCUAGGUAGCUGUUCCUCUUAUUCGAGCACCAGUCUUUAAUUUUAUGAAAUAACUUUGAGAACAUGAUGCUGCUGCUGAAUGUAAUUUUGCAAAACUUAACACCAUUAUGAUUCUUGUUUCAAAGCUAUAGUGUGAUACUUCAGAGUCUAUUAAAUAAAAUGUGCUUUUGAAUUAUACCAUCUGUGCCAAUUACAAAGCAAUUAAAAGAUUUAUUUUCUAUGA
Messenger RNA from Chinchilla lanigera (long-tailed chinchilla), 2149 nucleotides. RefSeq names its product proline synthetase co-transcribed homolog (bacterial) (gene Plpbp). Gene Ontology annotation, cellular component: intracellular anatomical structure. Lineage: Eukaryota; Metazoa; Chordata; Mammalia; Rodentia; Chinchillidae. The transcript is spliced from 8 exons. The coding region runs from base 306 to 977 and encodes 223 amino acids. Gene Ontology annotation, molecular function: pyridoxal phosphate binding. The record is from RefSeq and is a predicted model, not a curated record.